UCUAGAACAUUCUACCUGCAGACUUAUUUGUAUCAUACUCAACUUUGGUUCUUAAUUAUCCUUUCCUGGCCUCUUUUCUUUUCUUGGAUUCUUGUCGUAGUUUUGUAGUCUCUCCGUGCUGUACCAAAAUAUGUGCCUUGUUGAGGUUUUCGGGAAAUGCUUUGGUCUAAAAGAGGAUGAAAGAUAUAAUCAAAAUGGUCAUCAGAACAAGAUAAUCAAAGUUAAAGGGACUGUUGUUUUAAUGAAGAAAAAUAUGAUGGAUAUGACUGAUUUCUUUGCUUCUCUACUUGAUCAUGCUCAUGAGUUAUGUGGUAAAGGUGUUUGCUUGCAACUUGUCAGUUCUGUUAAUGCUGACCCAGAAAAUGAAAUGCGAGGAAAGGUUACCAAGGAAGCGUAUUUGGAAGAAUGGGUGAAAAAGAGUACCUCUUUGACUGCUGGAUUGUCAGAAUUUCAUGUCACAUUUGAAUGGGAUGAAUCCAUUGGAAUCCCGGGUGCAUUCUUAAUCAAGAAUUACCAUCACAGUGAAUUUUUACUCAAAACCUAAACUUUAGAAGAUGUUCUUGGAGUAGGUGUUGUUCAUUUUGUUUGUAAUUCUUGGGUUUACCCAUCUAAACGUUACAAGUAUACCCGGGUUUUCUUCUCUAACCAGGUGAACUCAUAUUUAUACUUAGAAUUUGUAUACACUUGAAAAUUUUCUUCGUUUGUAAUUAUGUUUGAAGGGAAAGUUGAGUUGAAGCUUGUUGUUUUUUAUGUCAUACAUGUACUGAUUGAUGCAGAGUUACCUGACAAGUAACACACCUGAGACUUUACGUAAAUAUAGAGAAGACGAGCUCAAAAUUCUUCGAGGAGAUGGAAUGGGAGAACUUCAGGCAUGGGAUCGAGUUUAUGACUACGUACUGUAUAAUGAUUUGGGAACCAACCGUCCUAUUCUUGGAAAUUCAACCGAGUUUCCUUACCCCCGAAGAGGAAGGACAGGGCGAAAACUCAUUAAAAAGGAUCCAAGCUAUGAAAGUCAAAUGUUCGUGCUCAACUUAAACAUUUAUGUUCCUAGAGAUGAAAAGUUUAGUCAACUCAAGUUUUCAGAUUUUCUAGCCAACUCAAUGAAAGGACUGGGUCAGAUUGUUCACCCAGAACUAAGAGCAAUUUUUGAUAAGACCCCAAAUGAAUUUGAUUGCUUCGAGGAUGUGCAUUAUCUUUAUGAAGGAUACCAGGGUCGAGCCAAUCAACCUGUAAAUUCCCAUUCAUUGAGUUCAUGUUGUUGUUUUAGCUUGGAGUUUGUUAAAGAAAUCUUUCGUUCUGAUGGUGCACAUCCCCUUAAAUUCCCCAAGCCUGGAGUCAUACAAGCUGAUGAGGUUUCUUGGAGGAGUGACGAAGAAUUCGGACGAGAAAUGCUUGCAGGAGUUAACCCAGUCGCUAUAUGCCUUCUCCAAAAUUUUCCCCCAACUAGUACACUUGAUCCUACAUUGUACGGAAACCACACGAGUUCCAUAACCAAAGAACAUAUUGAGAAAAACUUGAAUGGGCUAACAGUAGACGAGGUACUAGAGAAGAGGAAGUUGUUCAUAUUGGACCAUCAUGAUCACCUGAUUUCGUACUUAAGUCGGAUAAAUAUAACCGGGACAAAAACCUAUGCGACUAGGACAAUCCUCUUGUUACAAGAAGAUGGGACCUUAAAGCCUUUGGCGAUUGAGCUGAGUUUACCGCAUCCAGAUGGAGAGAUUUAUGGUGUUGAAAAUCAAGUCUACACACCAGCUCAAGAAGGUGUUCAGGGUUCAAUUUGGCAGCUAGCCAAAGCUUAUGCGGUUGUCAAUGACUCUGGUGUUCAUCAACUUAUCAGCCACUGGUUGUAUACCCAUGCUGUGAUUGAGCCAUUCAUAAUUGCUACUAAUAGACAACUGAGUGUUCUUCAUCCAAUCUAUAAACUUUUGCAACCUCAUUAUCGAGAUACAAUGAAUAUUAAUGCUUUGGCACGUCAGAUUCUAAUAUGUGUAGAUGGUUUUAUUGAGAGAUGUGUUUUCACAGGAAAGUUUUCCAUGGAAUUGUCUGCUAAGAUCUAUAAAGGAUGGAAUUUUAUAGAACAAGCACUCCCCGAAAGUCUCCUUAAAAGAGGAGUUGCAGUUCCAGACCCAAGCAAACCACAUGGUCUACGUAUAUUGAUUGAGGAUUAUCCAUUUGCAGUAGACGGGCUUGAGAUCUGGUCAGCAAUUCAUAGUUGGGUCCUUGAUUACUGUUCGUUUUACUAUCCUAGAGAUGACUUAAUCCAAGAUGAUACCGAGCUCCAAUCAUGGUGGGAGGAUAUUAUAACUCAAGGCCAUGGUGAUCUAAAAGAUAAACCAUGGUGGCCAAAAAUGCAAACUCUAUCUGAGCUAACUCAAUCAUGCACCACAAUUAUAUGGAUAUCUUCAGCACUCCAUGCAGCAGUGAACUUCGGACAAUAUCCAUACGCAGGUUACCUUCCAAAUCGUCCAACCACGAGUAGACGAUUCAUGCCUAAAAUAGGAACACAUGAAUAUGAGGAACUUCCGAAAAAUCCAGAUUUAGUGUUUUUACAAACCAUCAACAGUCAACUUAACACUCUACUUGUUAUAUCUCUCAUUGAAAAUUUGUCCAAACAUUCCACAGAUGAAGUGUUUCUUGGACAAAGAGAAUACCCUGAGCUUUGGACUAAAGAUGCAACACCACUUGAAGCAUUUAAAAGAUUUGGUGAGAAAUUGGUGAAUAUUGAGAAUAGAAUUGUGGAAAUGAACAAUGAAGAGCAAUGGAAGAAUAGAACGGGACCUGUAAAAAUCCCAUACACUCUUUUGUGUCCAUAUCCUUUAUCUUAUGAUCCUCUUGGACUUACAGGCAGGGGAAUACCCAACAGUGUUUCCAUAUAAGGGAAAAAAAAUCCUUAGUU
Molecule: messenger RNA, 2896 nt
Organism: Papaver somniferum (opium poppy)
Lineage: Eukaryota; Viridiplantae; Streptophyta; Magnoliopsida; Ranunculales; Papaveraceae
Product: probable linoleate 9S-lipoxygenase 5
Exons: 8
Coding region: 771-2876 (701 amino acids)
Biological process (GO): lipid oxidation
Molecular function (GO): oxidoreductase activity, acting on single donors with incorporation of molecular oxygen, incorporation of two atoms of oxygen; metal ion binding
Source: RefSeq, a predicted model, not a curated record